Messenger RNA from Medicago truncatula (barrel medic), 1214 nucleotides. RefSeq lists its product as uncharacterized. The record is from RefSeq and is a predicted model, not a curated record. The transcript has 2 exons. NCBI's taxonomy places the organism in Eukaryota, Viridiplantae, Streptophyta, Magnoliopsida, Fabales, Fabaceae. The coding region runs from base 261 to 1076 and encodes 271 amino acids.
AAAAACAAUUGGUGCAAAUAAUAAUACUCGGGCUUUAAAGCCCACGGGUUGUUAAUUGCCUGGAACUUGGAUGGGUUAGUUCCUUUACGGCGUCGGUGAAUCCGUGUUUGAGCGGUCAACGGUCAAUUUCGAAAGUUCGCCGAGAAAGCAAGGUUGUUGUUCAACAUUAUUAACAUUCUUCCUUCUCUUGGAACCAUUUGAACUAUCUUCAAAACGAUAAUUGUUGUAUAAUACACUCAUCAAUCUAGAGAGAAUUAGUUAUGGCCAUGGAUUUCCAAAACAGAAAGGCUCGGUUAUUCGUAAUUGUCGCCGCCAUCGUUGCUCUUAGUAUCACAGCUGAAAAAUGCAGGGAGCUUAUUGGCGAGGAGGGGUCAUCCCAGAGUGGAAAGUUCACAUUAUUAAACUGUUUUGACAUGGGUUCUGGAACGUUGGCAUGUGCUGUCAAAGAAGGCGUCAAACUCUAUUUUUACAGUAUUAGAUCUACUCAUGUUGAAAAAGCAAGGCAACGAGCAAUCGAGUCUGCACUUGUUGACGCUGUUAGUCAAGGGAUGCCCCCAACAGAUGCAGCAAAACAUGCGCAGAAAGAAAGUAAAAAGGCCGCGAAAUUGGCUUCUCGUCAAGCCAAGCGGAUUAUUGGCCCCAUCAUCUCUUCUGGAUGGGACUUUUUCGAAGCUAUUUAUUAUGGUGGUACAAUCACAGAAGGGUUCCUUAGAGGUACUGGCACUUUGUUUGGUGCAUACGGGGGAGGGUUCUUUGGGGAGCAAAGCCUUGGCAGAAUUGGCUAUCUUGUUGGAAGUCACAUGGGCAGUUGGGUUGGUGGCAGAAUAGGAUUAAUGAUUUAUGAUGUGAUUAACGGAGUGCAUUUGUUGUUGGAAUUUGUUCAAACAGGUGAAAUUGAAGUUCGUAAAACAUUAGUUCAUGAAAACUCUGACGCUCCAUAUACUUCUUUUGAUGGCGAAGUUCCUACUUUUGACCGCUCUGAACGUUCCAGUUCGUAUGAGUCAUCUCCCACUGAAGAAUCCAAUGCGGAUGAAUCUAUGGAAUAUCAGAGCUAUGAAACAAAUUCGGAACUGUGAUGAAAAUUUUGAAGUUCAUAUAAUGAUAUAUGUUCAAAAUUUAGGUGGGCUUCAAUUUCAAUGUCUCUGCUUCAGCAGUGUGUAUAAAUUUCACCUCUAUUUUUUUAAAGCAUAAAUGCACAUUUUCCACUGCAUAUA